AAAUGUUGAGUGUGUGUGGGAUGUUGGGUGGUUGUAAGAGCCAGAUAGUUAGCCGUCAGGAGUCCAGGGAGGAGGAAGCUGUUAUCUUAACACUCUUUACAACACACACCAGAUUUUGUGCUUUUGACUUUCAGCCAAAUCAGAAUUGUGAACACCAUCUUUGGCUGAAAAUAGAGCAGUUUCCACAAGUUGAUGCACAAACAAAAGUAGUGGUUUGAACAAAGUUUUAAGUUGCAAAGAAAGAGCAUUCUUAUGGAAGCCAAAAUGGAGGGAAACGUUGUGGUUAAGGAAGUGCGAAUCUUGGAGACUGCCGAGGACAUCCAAGAUAGACGUGACCAAGUGCUCUCAAGAUAUUCCCAGUUCCGAGCGGAAGCACGUCUUAAGAGGGAUAAGUUGGAAGACUCCCGGAAAUUCCAAUAUUUCAAACGUGAUGCUGAUGAAUUGGAAUCAUGGAUCCAUGAGAAACUUCAGGCUGCCUCUGAUGAGAGCUACAAAGACCCCACCAAUCUCCAGGCUAAGAUUCAGAAGCACCAAGCUUUUGAAGCUGAGGUUGCAGCACACUCCAAUGCUAUUGUUGUUCUGGAUAACACUGGCUCUGAAAUGAUUAACCAACAACACUUUGCUUCAGAUAUCAUCAGGCAGAAACUGGAUGAACUUCACCGCCUGUGGGAGUUGCUCCUGAGCCGCCUGGCAGACAAAGGAAUGCGUCUCAAUCAAGCCUUAGUUUUGGUGCAGUUCCAGCGUCAGUGUGAUGAAGUUAUGUAUUGGAUUAAUGACAAGGAAACUUACGUUACUUCAGAAGAGUUUGGUGUUGAUCUGGAGCACGUGGAGGUCCUCCAGCGUAAGUUUGAUGAGUUCCAAAAGGAUAUGGCUGCCCAGGAGUACCGUGUCACAGAAGUAAAUGCUCUUGCUGAGAAGCUGGUAGCAGAAGGACACCCAGAGGUGGAAGUUAUCACAAAGCGCAAGAAAGACCUGAAUGAAGCUUGGCAGCGCCUGCGCCAACUUGCUAUUACUCGGCAGGAGAAGCUCUUUGGUGCACAUGAAAUUCAGCGUUUUAAUAGGGAUGCAGACGAGACCAUUGCUUGGAUUGCAGAGAAAGACGUUGUACUCUCUUCUGAUGACUACGGUCGUGACCUAGCCUCAGUACAGACUCUUCAGCGUAAACAUGAGGGUCUUGAGCGUGACCUGGCUGCCUUAGAGGAUAAAGUAUCAACCCUAGGAGAAGAAGCCACACGUCUGUGUGGCAUCCACUCUGAUCAUGCUGAACAAACAAAGGCAAAAUUAGCAGAGAUUGAACAUUCUUGGUCCACACUUACAGCAAAGGCUCAGGAACGUCGUCGUCGUUUAGACGAUUCAUACUAUUUGCAUCGUUUUCUCUCUGAUUUCCGUGAUUUGAUUUCUUGGAUCAAUGAUAUGCGUGCCAUCAUUUCAGCUGAUGAGCUUGCUAAGGAUGUGGCUGGAGCUGAAGCUCUACUUGAACGUCACCAAGAGCACAAGGGUGAAAUUGAUGCCCGUGAAGAUAGCUUCAAGACUACCCAUGAGGCAGGAGAAAAGCUUGUUGAGAAAAAUCAUCAUGCUUCUGAGGAAGUAAAGGAAAAACUAAGCACCCUUACUCAAGAAAAAGCUGCUUUACUGGCCUUGUGGGAAGAACGUCGCAUAUUGUAUGAGCAGUGUAUGGAUUUGCAACUUUUUUAUCGUGAUACAGAACAGGCUGACACUUGGAUGGCCAAGCAAGAAGCUUUUCUUGAAAAUGAAGAUUUAGGAGAUUCAAUUGAUUCAGUUGAAGCUCUGAUCAAGAAGCAUGAAGACUUUGAGAAGUCACUUGCUGCUCAGGAAGAAAAGAUAAAGGCUUUGGAUGAAUUUGCUACAAAGUUAAUUGAAGGGCAGCAUUAUGCUGCAGAUGAUGUUUCUCAGAGGCGCGAACUUCUACUGGAACGUCGCACUGCCUUGCUUGACAUGUCUGCACGUCGCCGUACUAUGCUAGAAGAUUCGUAUCGUUUACAGCAGUUUGAACGUGACUGUGAUGAAACCAAAGGUUGGAUCAAUGAGAAAUUGAAAUUUGCUACAGAUGACAGUUAUUUAGACCCAACCAACUUAAAUGGGAAAGUUCAGAAGCAUCAGAACUUUGACCAAGAGCUAAGUGCUAACAAGUCCCGUAUUGAAGAGAUAACUUCGACUGGAAAAGAGCUGCUCGAUGCUGAUCAUUAUGCAAGCGAUAAAAUCAGCAGUCGCAUGGAGGAAAUUGUUCAGCUUUGGACUUCCCUGGAGGAGGCAACUCGCAGGAAGGGCUCCAAGCUAGAGGAAGCAUCGCAGCAACAGCAGUUUAAUCGUGGUGUUGAAGACAUUGAGCUCUGGCUUUCUGAAAUUGAAGGUCAGCUUAUGAGUGAAGACUAUGGCAAAGAUCUAACUGGUGUACAGAAUUUGCUUAAAAAACAUGCCUUGCUUGAGGCUGAUGUUGGAGCUCACCAGGACAGAAUCACUGGUGUCAGAAUUGCUGCUGAUCAAUUUGUAGAUCGUGGGCAUUUUGAUGCCGAGAACAUUAAGGCCAAACAAAUGACACUUCAGGAACGUUACAAUGCCCUUCAAAAGCCAAUGACAGUCCGUAAGGAGCGCCUGAAGGACUCCCUCCUUGUACAACAGUUGUUCCGUGAUAUUGAUGAUGAAGAGGCCUGGAUCAGAGAGAAAGAGCCCAUUGCAGCAUCCACAAAUCGUGGCAGAGAUCUUAUUGGUGUGCAGAAUCUAAUUAAAAAGCACCAAGCUGUUCUUGCAGAAAUAAAUAAUCAUGAACAUAGAAUUGUAGCUGUUACAUCAUCUGGAGAGGAAAUGAUUAGUGAUGGGCACUUUGCAGGAGAGGAAAUUAAACAGAGGGUUAAUACUUUGAGCCAGCAUUGGGCUCAGCUAAAGGAGCGAGCCAACCAGCGCCGUCAGGAUCUGGAUGAUUCUCUUCAGGCUCACCAGUACUUUGCAGAUGCUAAUGAGGCUGAGUCAUGGAUGAAAGAAAAAGAACCUAUUGCAGGCGGAGGAGACUUUGGCAAAGAUGAAGAUUCUGCUGAAGCUUUAUUGAAGAAGCAUGAAGCUCUUAUGAGUGAUUUGGAGGCUUUCAGUUCAACCAUUGCUGCUCUGGAUGAACAGGCAGCUGCAUGUCGUCAACAGGAAGUACCUGUUAUGGAUAUCACUGGCAAAGAGUGUGUGGUAGCUUUGUAUGACUACACUGAGAAAUCUCCCAGGGAGGUCUCGAUGAAGAAGAAUGAUGUCUUGACCCUCCUAAAUGCUACUAACAAAGAUUGGUGGAAAGUAGAAGUGAAUGACCGCCAAGGAUUUGUUCCUGCUGCUUAUGUGAAGAAAAUUGAUUCAGGUCUUACAGCAUCACAACAAAACCUGGCUGAUGGCAACUCCAUUGCUGCUCGACAAAAUCAGAUCAAGGGUCAGUACGAGAACCUUAUGGCUUCAGCCCGUGAGCGCCAAAAGAAGCUGAGUGAGACGGUGCAAGCAUAUGUGCUUGUACGUGAGGCUGCUGAGCUUGCACAGUGGAUAAAGGAUAAGGAGCAGCAUGCACAGAUUGAGGAUGUAGGGGAAGAUCUUGAACAGGUGGAAGUGUUACAGAAAAAGUUUGACGAUUUCAAAACAGAUUUGCAAGCUAAUGAAGUACGAUUGGCCGAGAUGAAUGAAAUUGCCAUGCAACUCAUGAGUCUUGGUCAGACAGAAGCUGCUCUCAAGAUCCAGACACAGAUUGAAGAGCUUAACACUAAAUGGAACUCUCUCCAACAAAUGGCACAGGAGCGGCAAUUCCAGCUUGGAUCUGCACACGAGGUUCAACGCUUCCACAGAGAUGUGGACGAGACGAAGGACUGGAUCCAGGAAAAGGAUGAGGCACUUAACAAUGAUGAUUGUGGCAAAGACUUGCGUUCUGUACAGGCUCUUCAACGCAAACAUGAAGGUUUGGAGCGUGACCUUGCUGCCUUGGGAGACAAAAUACGGCAAUUGGAUGAAACUGCAAAUAGACUUAUGCAGACACAUCCUGAGGCAGCUGAUACGAUUUAUGGCAAGCAGAGAGAGAUAAAUGAGUUAUGGACACAGCUGACAGCAAAGGCUGAUGCACGUAAAGAGAAAUUGCUCGACUCGUACGACCUCCAACGUUUUCUUAGUGAUUACCGUGAUCUGAGCUCCUGGAUCGCUUCCAUGAUGGGAUUAGUGAGUUCAGAUGAGCUAGCAACUGAUGUGACUGGUGCUGAGGCUUUACUAGAGAGGCACCAGAGCUUCCGAGCCGAGUUUGACUCUCGCUAUGGUAUACCCCAGGAGCACCGUACAGAGAUUGAUGCUCGUGCUGGUACUUUCCAAGCAUUUGAGCUUUUUGGACACCAGCUUCUUCAGUCUGGCCACUUUGCCUCUGCUGAAGUGCAAGAAAAGCUAGAUGCUAUGAAUGAAGCUCGACAGGAUCUGGAAAGGGCCUGGAUUGCUCGUCGCAUGAAGUUAGACCAGUGUCUAGAGCUGCAGCUGUUCUACCGUGACUGUGAGCAGGCCGAGAACUGGAUGUCUUCCCGAGAAGCCUUCCUUUCCUCUGAUGAAGCUGAUGCCAAGGCAGACAAUGUAGAAGCUCUGAUUAAGAAGCAUGAAGAUUUUGACAAGGCAAUUAAUGCACAGGAAGAGAAAAUUGCAGCAUUGAACUUGUUUGCUGAUCAACUAGUAGCUGCUGAGCACUAUGCUAGUAAGGAUAUUGGUGAUAAACGGGGUCAAGUGUUGGAUCGUUGGCAGCAUUUGAAGGAAGCUCUUAUUGAGAAGCGCUCUAAACUUGGAGAGAGUCAGACUCUUCAACAGUUUUCACGUGAUGCAGAUGAAAUUGAGAACUGGAUUGCAGAGAAGUUGCAGGUUGCAACAGAGGAAAGUUUCAAGGACCCAGCAAAUAUCCAGUCAAAACAUCAGAAGCACCAGGCCUUUGAGGCAGAGCUUGCUGCAAAUGCUGAUCGUAUUCAAGCUGUUCUUGCCAUGGGUCAAAACCUUAUCGAUAAACACCAGUGUGCUGGAUCUGAAGAAGCUGUGCAGCAGAGGUUAGAAUCUAUUUCAGAACAGUGGGACUUUUUGACUCAAAAAUCAGCAGAGAAAUCCCUUAAACUAAAAGAGGCAAAUAAGCAGCGUACUUUCAUUGCAGCUGUGAAGGACUUGGACUUCUGGCUUGGUGAAGUAGAAUCUCUUCUUACUAAUGAAGAUGUUGGCAAGGACUUGGCAAGUGUGCAGAAUCUGAUGAAGAAACAUCAGUUGGUGGAAGCUGAUAUCCAGGCCCAUGAUGAUCGCAUUAAUGACAUGAAUGGCCAGGCAGACUCUCUAGUGGAAAGUGGCCAGUUUGAUACUGCUAAUAUCCAGGAGAAGCGCCAAAGUAUCAAUGAAAGGUAUGAACGUAUCAAGAACUUGGCUGCUCAUCGCCAGUCACGACUGAAUGAGGCACUUACGCUUCACCAGUUCUUCCGAGAUAUUGCCGAUGAGGAGUCUUGGAUUAAGGAGAAGAAGCUAUUAGUUUCUUCAGAAGACUAUGGCCGUGAUCUGACUGGUGUGCAGAACCUACGGAAGAAGCACAAGCGUCUCGAGGCAGAAUUGGCCUCGCAUGAACCAGCUAUUCAAGCUGUGCAAGAGGCUGGAGAGAAAUUGAUGGGUGUGUCUAAUGUUGGCGUCUCGGAAAUUGAAGCUCGUCUUCAGCAACUUUCAGAAACUUGGUCCCAGCUAAAAGCCAUGGCUGAGCAACGUGGCAAAAAACUAGAACAGUCUCUUACUUAUCAGCAGUUCCUAGCUAAGGUAGAAGAGGAAGAAGCAUGGAUCAGUGAGAAGACUCAACUGUUGUCUGUUCCUGACUAUGGAGAUAAUAUGGCUGCUGCCCAAGGUCUCCUGAAAAAACAUGAUGCCUUUGAAACAGAUUUUGCUGUUCAUCGGGAUCGUUGCAGUGAUGUAUGUGAAGCUGGUGCUAAAUUAGUAGCUGAUGGCAACCAUCAUGGAGAAUCCAUCAAACAGAGAUGUCAGCAGCUGAAGGAUAAGCUUGAGGCCCUGAAUGGCAUUGCAGCCCGCAGGAAGAGCAAGUUGGCUGACAACCUAGCCUAUUUGCAGUUCAUAUGGAAGGCUGAUGUAGUAGAGUCGUGGAUUGCUGACAAGGAGUCUCAUGUCAAAUCUGAAGAAUUUGGUAGAGACCUGUCCACAGUGCAGACACUGCUUACUAAGCAGGAGACUUUUGAUGCUGGUUUAGCAGCUUUUGAACAUGAAGGUAUCCAGAACAUCACCACCCUUAAGGAUCAGCUGGUGUCGGGCAACCAUGAACAGUCAGAGUCUAUUAUUAAGCGUCAUAGUGAUGUUAUUGCUCGUUGGAAUAAGCUCCUCAGUGACUCGCUUGGGCGUAAAAACAAGCUGCUAGUUAUGCAAGAGCAGUUCCGUCAAAUUGAGGAGCUCUAUCUCUCCUUUGCCAAGAAGGCAUCAGCAUUCAAUUCUUGGUUUGAGAAUGCAGAGGAAGACCUAACAGAUCCUGUUCGCUGUAAUAGCAUUGAAGAAAUAAAAGCACUGCGUGAAGCCCAUGCACAGUUCCAGGCUUCUUUAUCCUCUGCUCAGGCUGAUUUUGAAGCUCUUGCUGCCUUAGAUCAGCAGAUAAAGAGCUACAAUGUGGGACCCAACCCAUAUACUUGGUUCACCAUGGAAGCCCUUGAAGACACCUGGCGAAACCUACAAAAGAUAAUAAAGGAACGUGACAUGGAACUGGCUAAGGAAGCUCAGCGUCAGGAGGAGAAUGAUAAACUGAGGAAGGAGUUUGCCAAGCAUGCUAAUGCUUUCCACCAGUUGCUGACAGAUACCAGGUUCCAUCUGCUGGGUUUCUCCCUAAUCGGCUAUGAUGAGAGAUCUUCCAUGAUGGAGGGAUCAGGAACACUGGAGCAGCAGCUGGAAGCUACAAGACAGAAAGCUGCUGAAGUUCGAGCUCGCCGUGUGGAUCUUAAGAAGAUUGAGGAUUUGGGACAAAUUCUUGAGGAACAUCUAAUUUUGGACAACAGAUACACUGAACACAGUACGGUAGGGUUGGCACAACAGUGGGAUCAGCUGGAUCAGUUAGGGAUGCGCAUGCAGCAUAACUUGGAGCAGCAGAUUCAAGCCCGCAAUCAGUCAGGGGUGUCUGAGGACGCCCUAAAGGAAUUCAGUAUGAUGUUCAAGCACUUCGACAAGGAGAAAUGUGGUCGUCUUAACCAUGCCGAGUUCAAGUCUUGUCUUCGAGCUUUGGGUUAUGACCUUCCUAUGAUUGAAGAAGGCCAGAACGAUCCUGAAUUUGAAGCAAUUCUCGAUGUUGUUGAUCCUAAUCGUGAUGGUGCAGUCUCUCUUCAGGAAUAUAUGGCAUUCAUGAUUUCCAAGGAAACAGAAAAUGUGCACAGCUCUGAGGAAAUUCAGAAUGCUUUCCGUGCUAUUGCUGCCGGAGACCGCCCUUACGUCUUGAGAGAGGAGCUAUAUCAAAACCUUACCAAGGAAAUGGCAGACUACUGUGUGGGUCGUAUGAAACCAUUUGUGGACCCCAAAACGGGCAAUGCAGUUCCUGGAGCCCUGGACUACAUAGAAUUCACUCACACACUGUUUUCUCAGUAGAUAACAGACUUGUAAUGCUACAAGUUUUCAUUGCUUCUAUAUAAAAUAUUUUAAGUUACCAUUCUAUGUGCACAGAGACUAUAACAAAUAGAAAUAUUAUGCUAUUUAUAUUAGGCAGCUUUCCUAUGAUCUGGUUUGUAUGAUUAGGAUCUUCUCUUGGAAUUUUGUUCAUAGUUGUAUCAGAUCUGUUAAGAUGAUUUCAUUAUAAACUUGCAGAUUUUAUCUUUAGAAAUUUUAUUACUUAGAGCAUUCAUAACGGAUUAACACAUCUGUGAACAAGAAACCCUUGUCUUACAAACGGGCUCGCGGUAGUUAUGAGCAUUGCAUAACAGCUGUGUUGAGUCAUUUUGCUUGAAAACUACUACCCAUGUCAUGCUCAGAAAUGUAUAUGUAGGCAAAGGGUACUAUUCAUUUUUCAUACCAAUAAAAUGUAAUUGGAAGAGCAUUUGCAAUCAGCAUUCAAAUAUUUUUUGAAUAUGUACAAACUUAAAUUUAUAUUAGCCAUUUUCUUGUACAAUGUUUAGUAUCCCAGGACUGGAUAUCAUAGAUGUGAAUGCUUUGAAAAUUGAAAUACAAGGUUUAUCACCCAGUACCUUUUUUU
This is a messenger RNA of Cherax quadricarinatus, 8197 nucleotides long. It is a transcript of the gene alpha-Spec, whose product is annotated as alpha spectrin. The record is from RefSeq and is a predicted model, not a curated record. Lineage: Eukaryota; Metazoa; Arthropoda; Malacostraca; Decapoda; Parastacidae. Gene Ontology annotation, cellular component: cortical actin cytoskeleton; cell projection; cell junction. Gene Ontology annotation, biological process: actin cytoskeleton organization. Gene Ontology annotation, molecular function: actin filament binding; calcium ion binding.